GUUCCAUUGCAGAGCAGUGCCAAGAGGAAGAAGAGCAGGAGCAGGAGCAGGAGCAGGACGGGAGCCUAAACCUCUGUGCUCGUUAGUUUGUGUCUGUCUAAGGGGCGGGACGGGACGGGACACUGGGCCUGGCCCUGUGCAUCAAUCGGUCCUCCCGAGCGAGAGCCCUGUUCGGAGUUCCAGCACGAAACGGAGCAGGCCCGUGUGCCUUUCUUUGCUUGUAAGGGAGGGAGGCCCCGGGAGCACGGAAGGACGGGCGGAAGAAACAAAAGCAGAGAGGGCGGAGGGAGAGGAGAGGCAUCAGAGAAGAAGCAGCAGCAGCGGCAGCAGCAGCAGAGGCGGAGGAGGACGAGGAGGGCCGGUCCUUUAAGCCGGAAACAAACACGCAAGCUAAAGCAGCAAGGCACGAAGGAAGUGGGAGAGAGGGAGGCAGGGAGGGACGGAGAGAGGGAGGGUGCUUAUCUAUCUAUCGAGAGGUGGCUCCGUGUUUCAGAGAGCGGCGUGCAUCGGAAGAAGGGAGACCAGUGUGCUUCUCAGAGCGUCCCUACUCCUGAUCUGUUUGCGAGUGCAAGGCCAGGCAGUUUUUGUGGUGUUUGCUGUGGUUGCUUUUGCGUUGGUUUCUGGUCGAUCUUCCAAGAGCGAUUGGUUGUGUGUGUGUGCGAGCGUGCGUGUGUUGAUCAUAGGAGAUUGCCGGAGAGGUUUGGGGAGGCAGGUUGAGUGGUUGGGAAGGAGGGAGAGAAUGAGAGGGUAAGGGCCGGUGGAGUGCGAUCAAUGGAAAAGAGGAGAGUUUACAUUCGGGGGACAUCUCAGCUGCCCCUGCCUGCGCCGAAAUUCUCUUGAUUCGCGCCAGAUUUCUGUGUAAAUUGACUCUGCGAGCAGAUCAUUCACGAGUUAGGGUUCGUGAGCGAGGCGUUGUGGUUGCUCCGAGUUUAGUUGGCCUGAGAGCGGUCGUAAGGCGUGAGGAGAAGAGGUGUCACCGAGGUUUGAGGAGAUUUUCUGUUUGCUGAUUGCCAAACCUGUAAUUGUUGUGCGGGCGUAUUGUCUGGAAGUAGCACCAUGUCUUCCCCAAGCAAGCGGCGCGAGAUGGACGUCAUGAAGCUGAUGAUGAGCGAUUACAAGGUGGAGAUGGUCAACGACGGGAUGAGCGAGUUUUAUGUGGAGUUCCACGGUCCAAGAGACAGUCCUUAUCAAGAAGGAACAUGGAAAGUCCGCGUUGAGUUGCCUGACAAUUAUCCUUACAAAUCACCCUCCAUCGGCUUCGUCAAUCGAAUUUUCCAUCCCAACGUGGACGAAAUGUCUGGCUCAGUCUGUUUGGAUGUCAUCAAUCAGACAUGGAGUCCGAUGUUUGAUCUUAUCAAUGUCUUCGAGGUUUUUCUUCCGCAGCUGCUCCUCUAUCCAAAUCCUACGGAUCCUCUGAAUGGAGAAGCUGCCGCUUUAAUGAUGCGUGACCGAGAGCAUUACGAGCAAAAAGUGAAGGAGUACUGCGAAAGAUAUGCUAAAGCUGAGGACGUGGGAAACCGGCCAGAGGAAGAGAGUAGUGACGAAGAAGUGAGCGAUCAAGAGUAUAUGUCCAGUGAUGAAGAAAUGGCUGGCCAUGCCGACCCUUGAGAUUUUUUUUCUUAACGCUUUUAGUAGGCAUCGUAUUUCAAAGUGGGCUCAAGAUGUGUGCUAUUGGUCCUUUUAGACUUUAUUGCUUAGAGACCCAAAAUCGGCCUGUGAAAUUGGCUCCCUUUCGGUUUUCAGCAAAGUGGAGCCGAUUAAGUCACAGCUCUGUGGGUCUCCUUGUGGGCGACCGUGCUAGCGAUUUGAAGGCAUGCCCAAUUGUACAUACCAUUUCGGGCUGUAAAGAGCACAGCAUGGUCACCUCCC
This is a messenger RNA of Marchantia polymorpha subsp. ruderalis, 1869 nucleotides long. The record is from the annotation of a GenBank genome assembly. NCBI's taxonomy places the organism in Eukaryota, Viridiplantae, Streptophyta, Marchantiopsida, Marchantiales, Marchantiaceae.